This is a messenger RNA of Brassica rapa (field mustard), 2232 nucleotides long. Its product is annotated as aminodeoxychorismate synthase, chloroplastic. Gene Ontology annotation, molecular function: aminodeoxychorismate synthase activity. NCBI's taxonomy places the organism in Eukaryota, Viridiplantae, Streptophyta, Magnoliopsida, Brassicales, Brassicaceae. The record is from RefSeq and is a predicted model, not a curated record. Gene Ontology annotation, cellular component: cytoplasm. Gene Ontology annotation, biological process: L-tryptophan biosynthetic process; 4-aminobenzoate biosynthetic process.
AUGAAGCUUUCAUGUCCAAGUGAUAAUGUUCUGAGAUUUACAGUGGCAACCCGGCUAUUCUCUAGUGAAUUGGUUAGCAUUGACGAGAGCUGGAAGAAGAAAUACAUUAGUUUACCUUCUUGUCGCGGUGGUACGAGGAAGUCAGGACAUUAUGUGCCAGGAGUACACUUGCAAGAUUCGUCAAUUGCUGAGAAGAUCUUGCCAAGAACAAAGACUGGAGAGAGGCUUGGCUUUGUGAGGACUUUGUUAAUUGACAAUUAUGAUAGUUACACCUUCAAUACAUAUCAGGCACUUAGUACCAUUAAUGGAGUGCCUCCUGUGGUGAUUCGAAACGAUGAGUGGACGUGGGAAGAAGCUUAUCAUUACUUAUAUGAAGACGCUGCUUUCGAUAAUAUUGUUAUAUCACCUGGACCUGGUUCUCCCAUGUGCCCAUCUGAUAUAGGAAUAUGUCUUCGCCUUUUGCUUGAAUGUCGUGAUAUUCCCAUUCUAGGCGUCUGCCUUGGCCACCAGGCACUGGGUUAUGUCCAUGGAGCUCAUGUGGUGCAUGCCCCAGAACCAGUCCAUGGACGGUUAAGUGGGAUUGAACAUGAUGGGAACAUAUUGUUUUCUCAUAUACCAUCCGGGAGAAACUCUGAUUUCAAGGUUGUUAGAUACCAUUCGCUGAUCAUAGAUAAGGAUUCACUGCCAAAGGAACUCGUACCGAUAGCGUGGACUAUUAAUGAUGACACUGGUUCUUUCUCUGAGAAAAGGUUCCUUGUUCCUGUGAAUAACUCUGUGAGCCCACCAAGGGACGGAUCAAUCGUUUCUGUUUCAGAAAAGUUGGAAAAUCAAAGUUAUUGGCCUUCGUCCCAUGUUGAUGGAAAACAAGAUAGACACAUUCUAAUGGGCAUCAUGCACUCUACUUUUCCUCAUUAUGGUUUACAGUUUCAUCCAGAGAGUAUUGCUACCACCUAUGGAAGUCAAAUAUUCAAGAACUUCAAAGACAUAACUGUGGAUUAUUGGAAUCACUGCAAAUAUCCAUCAUUGCUACGAAGAAAGAUUAAUGGAACCACAAAGAUGCAGGUGCCAGGUGCUUGUGAAUUGCUGAAAGAACUUUCCAGAAGUAGAAAUACAGGAAACGGUUCGAGCUAUUAUGAUAACCCUGUGACGUCCCUCUCUACUGCCAAGAAAAAUGGAGUAGACGUCUUAGAACCUAAUGCAAAAUUGCUGAGGUUGAAAUGGAAGAAGCUUGAACGUCUUGCACAUAAAGUUGGUGGAGCAAGAAAUAUAUUCAUGCAACUCUUUGGUAAAAGUAGAGGGCAUGAUACUUUUUGGCUGGAUACUUCCUCUAGUGACAAGGCUAGAGGGCGUUUUUCAUUCAUGGGCGGUAAAGGUGGAUCCCUCUGGAAGCAGUUGGCAUUCAGUUUAUCUGAUCAAAGUGAGAUUACAUCUAAACAUGGUGGACACCUUCUGAUUGAAGAUGCUUACAGUUCUACUGAGAAAAGAUUCUUAAAAGAAGGCUUUCUAGAUUUUUUACGUAAGGAACUUUCAUCUAUCUCUUAUGAUGAGAAGGACUUUGAAGGGUUGCCUUUUGAUUUCUAUGGUGGAUACGUAGGUUGUAUUGGGUAUGAUAUUAAAGUCGAAUGUGGAAUGCCAAAUAACCGUCACAAAUCCAAGGCUCCAGAUGCAUGUUUUUUCUUUGUAGAUAACAUUGUCGCAAUUGAUCAUCAUCUUGAUGACGUUUAUGUAUUAUCUCUUCACCAAGAUGGCACCGUAGAAACCUCUUUCCUCAAAGAUACCGAAGAGAAGCUCAUUAGCAUGAACGUUUCGUCUACAAGAAAGUGGAAGGAUCAAACGCUUCCUCCUAUAGAUUCAUCUACAAGUUUUGUCCCUGACAAAUCACGAGAGCAGUAUAUCAACGAUGUUGAGAGGUGUAUGCAGUACAUCAAAGACGGGGAGAGCUACGAGCUUUGUCUCACUACUCAGAACAGAUUGAAGAUAGGGAACACUGAUCCUUUGGGACUCUAUCUACACCUCAGAGAGAGGAAUCCAGCUCCAUAUGCAGCUUUUCUCAACUUCUCUAAUGCAAAUGUGUCUUUAUGCUGUUCAUCCCCUGAAAGGUUUCUUCAGCUAGACAGACAUGGAGUGCUUGAAGCAAAGCCGAUCAAGGGUACUAUGGCUCGUGGCUCCACACCUGAAGAAGAUGAACUUCUCAAACUGCAAUUGAAACUCAGGUACCACCAAAACCUUUAA